Molecule: messenger RNA, 4047 nt
Organism: Piliocolobus tephrosceles (Ugandan red Colobus)
Lineage: Eukaryota; Metazoa; Chordata; Mammalia; Primates; Cercopithecidae
Gene: FNDC3B
Product: fibronectin type III domain containing 3B
Exons: 26
Coding region: 213-3827 (1204 amino acids)
Molecular function (GO): protein binding
Source: RefSeq, a predicted model, not a curated record
GAAUCCCCCAUCAAACCCUCCUGGUAGUUAUUUGAGCGGCGGCGGCGGCGGCUGGAGGAGGAGGAGAGCGGCGGCGGCGGGAGCAGCAAGGGGGCGUCAGGAAUUCUUCGGGCUGCCGGCUGGAAAGGCCUGGGCGACCCGGUGUGUGGUGCGCCCGGAGCCCCGCGUUUCAGCCCUAGGGAAGGAAGCCAGCUGAGGGAAGUUCUCCAUGAAUGUACGUCACAAUGAUGAUGACCGACCAAAUCCCUCUGGAACUGCCACCAUUACUGAACGGAGAGGUAGCCAUGAUGCCCCACUUGGUGAAUGGAGAUGCAGCUCAGCAGGUUAUUCUCGUUCAAGUUAAUCCAGGUGAGACUUUCACAAUCAGAGCGGAGGAUGGAACACUUCAGUGCAUUCAAGGACCUGCUGAAGUUCCCAUGAUGUCACCGAAUGGAUCCAUUCCUCCCAUUCAUGUGCCUCCAGGUUAUAUCUCACAGGUGAUUGAAGACAGUACUGGAGUCCGCCGGGUGGUGGUCACACCCCAGUCUCCUGAGUGUUAUCCCCCAAGCUACCCCUCAGCCAUGUCUCCAACCCAUCAUCUCCCUCCCUAUCUGACUCACCAUCCACAUUUUAUUCAUAACUCACACACGGCUUACUACCCACCUGUUACCGGACCUGGAGAUAUGCCACCUCAGUUUUUUCCUCAGCAUCAUCUUCCCCACACAAUAUAUGGUGAGCAAGAAAUUAUACCACUUUAUGGAAUGUCAAGCUACAUCACCCGAGAAGACCAGUACAGCAAGCCUCCGCACAAAAAACUGAAAGACCGCCAGAUCGAUCGCCAGAACCGCCUCAACAGCCCUCCGUCUUCUAUCUACAAAAGCAGCUGCACAACGGUAUACAAUGGCUACGGGAAGGGCCACAGCGGUGGAAGUGGCGGAGGCGGCAGCGGUGGUGGUCCCGGAAUUAAGAAAACAGAGCGACGAGCAAGAAGCAGCCCAAAGUCAAAUGAUUCAGACUUGCAAGAAUAUGAGUUGGAAGUAAAGAGGGUGCAAGACAUUCUUUCGGGAAUAGAGAAACCACAGGUUUCUAAUAUUCAGGCGAGAGCGGUUGUGUUGUCCUGGGCUCCCCCUGUUGGACUUUCCUGUGGACCCCACAGUGGUCUUUCCUUCCCCUACAGUUAUGAGGUUGCCUUAUCAGACAAAGGACGAGAUGGAAAAUACAAGAUAAUUUACAGUGGAGAAGAAUUAGAAUGUAACCUGAAAGAUCUUAGACCAGCAACAGAUUAUCAUGUGAGGGUGUAUGCCAUGUACAAUUCCGUAAAGGGAUCCUGCUCCGAGCCUGUUAGCUUCACCACCCACAGCUGUGCACCCGAGUGUCCUUUCCCGCCUAAGCUGGCACACAGGAGCAAAAGUUCACUAACCCUGCAGUGGAAGGCACCGAUUGACAAUGGUUCAAAAAUCACCAACUACCUUUUAGAGUGGGAUGAGGGAAAAAGAAACAGUGGUUUCAGACAGUGCUUCUUCGGGAGCCAGAAGCACUGCAAAUUGACAAAGCUUUGUCCGGCAAUGGGGUACACAUUCAGGCUGGCCGCUCGAAACGACAUUGGCACCAGUGGUUACAGCCAAGAGGUGGUGUGCUACACAUUAGGAAAUAUCCCUCAGAUGCCUUCUGCACCAAGGCUGGUUCGAGCUGGCAUCACGUGGGUCACGUUGCAGUGGAGUAAGCCAGAAGGCUGUUCACCCGAGGAAGUGAUCACCUACACCUUGGAAAUUCAGGAGGAUGAAAAUGAUAACCUUUUCCACCCAAAAUACACUGGAGAGGAUUUAACAUGUACUGUGAAAAAUCUCAAAAGAAGCACACAGUAUAAAUUCAGGCUGACUGCUUCUAAUACGGAAGGAAAAAGCUGUCCAAGCGAAGUUCUUGUUUGUACGACGAGUCCUGACAGGCCUGGACCUCCUACCAGACCACUUGUCAAAGGCCCAGUUACAUCUCAUGGCUUUAGUGUCAAAUGGGAUCCUCCUAAGGACAAUGGUGGUUCAGAAAUCCUCAAGUACUUGCUAGAGAUUACUGAUGGAAAUUCUGAAGCGAAUCAGUGGGAAGUGGCCUACAGCGGGUCGGCUACCGAAUACACCUUCACCCACUUGAAACCAGGCACUUUGUACAAACUCCGAGCAUGCUGCAUCAGUACCGGUGGACACAGCCAGUGUUCUGAAAGUCUCCCUGUUCGCACACUAAGCAUUGCACCAGGUCAGUGUCGACCACCGAGGGUUUUGGGUAGACCAAAGCACAAAGAAGUCCACUUAGAGUGGGAUGUUCCUGCAUCUGAAAGUGGCUGUGAGGUCUCAGAGUACAGCGUGGAGAUGACGGAGCCCGAAGACGUAGCCUCGGAGGUGUACCACGGCCCAGAGUUGGAGUGCACUGUCGGCAACCUGCUUCCUGGAACCGUGUAUCGCUUCCGGGUGCGGGCUCUGAAUGAUGGAGGGUACGGUCCCUAUUCUGAUGUCUCAGAAAUUACCACUGCUGCGGGGCCCCCUGGACAGUGCAAAGCACCUUGUAUUUCUUGUAUGCCUGAUGGAUGUGUCUUAGUGAGCUGGGAGAGUCCUGAGAGUUCUGGUGCUGACAUCUCAGAGUACAGGUUGGAAUGGGGAGAAGAUGAAGAAUCCUUAGAACUCAUUUAUCAUGGGACAGACACCCGUUUUGAAAUAAGAGACCUGUUGCCUGCUGCACAAUAUUGCUGUAGACUACAGGCCUUCAAUCAAGCAGGGGCAGGGCCAUACAGUGAACUUGUCCUUUGCCAGACACCAGCGUCUGCCCCUGACCCCAUCUCCACUCUCUGUGUCCUGGAGGAGGAGCCCCUCGAUGCCUACCCUGAUUCACCUUCUGCGUGCCUUGUAGUGAACUGGGAAGAGCCGUGCAAUAACGGAUCUGAAAUCCUUGGUUACAACAUUGAUCUAGGAGACACUAGCAUUACCGUGGGCAACACUACCAUGCAUGUUAUGAAAGAUCUCCUUCCAGAAACCACCUACCGGAUCAGAAUUCAGGCUAUAAAUGAAAUUGGAGCUGGACCAUUUAGUCAGUUCAUUAAAGCAAAAACUCGGCCAUUACCACCCUUGCCUCCUAGGCUAGAAUGUGCUGCUGCUGGUCCUCAGAGCCUGAAGCUAAAAUGGGGAGACAGUAACUCCAAGACACAUGCUGCUGAUGACAUGGUGUACACACUACAGCUGGAGGACAGAAACAAGAGGUUUAUUUCAAUCUACAGAGGACCCAGCCACACCUACAAGGUCCAGAGACUGACGGAAUUCACAUGCUACUCCUUCAGAAUCCAGGCAGCAAGCGAGGCUGGGGAAGGGCCCUUCUCAGAAACCUAUACCUUCAGCACAACCAAAAGUGUCCCCCCCACCAUCAAAGCACCUCGAGUAACACAGUUAGAAGGAAAUUCAUGUGAAAUUUUAUGGGAGACGGUACCACCAAUGAAAGGUGAUCCUGUAAACUACAUUCUGCAGGUAUUGGUUGGAAGAGAAUCUGAGUACAAACAGGUAUACAAGGGAGAAGAAGCCACAUUCCAAAUCUCAGGCCUCCAGACCAAUACAGACUACAGGUUCCGCGUAUGUGCAUGUCGUCGCUGUUUAGACACCUCUCAGGAGCUAAGCGGAGCCUUCAGCCCCUCUGCGGCUUUUGUAUUACAACGAAGUGAGGUCAUGCUUACAGGGGACAUGGGGAGCUUAGAUGAUCCCAAAAUGAAGAGCAUGAUGCCUACUGAUGAACAGUUUGCAGCCAUCAUUGUGCUUGGCUUUGCAACUUUGUCCAUUUUAUUUGCCUUUAUAUUACAGUACUUCUUAAUGAAGUAAACCCAACAAAACUAGAGGUAUGAAUUAAUGCUACACAUUUUAAUACACACAUUUAUUCAGAUACUCCCCUUUUUAAAGCCCUUUUGUUCUUUGAUUUAUAUACUCUGUUUUACAGAUUUAGCUAGAAAAACAUUGUCAGUGUUUUGGUGCACCUUUUUGAAAUGCAAAACUAGGAAGAGGUUAAACUGGAUUUUUUUAAAAAAAAAAAAAAAAAAAAAAA